Messenger RNA from Dioscorea cayenensis subsp. rotundata (Guinea yam), 936 nucleotides. RefSeq names its product rRNA N6-adenosine-methyltransferase METTL5. Bases 1 to 618 code for a protein of 205 amino acids. NCBI's taxonomy places the organism in Eukaryota, Viridiplantae, Streptophyta, Magnoliopsida, Dioscoreales, Dioscoreaceae. Gene Ontology annotation, molecular function: nucleic acid binding; rRNA (adenine-N6-)-methyltransferase activity. The record is from RefSeq and is a predicted model, not a curated record. The transcript has 9 exons. Gene Ontology annotation, biological process: rRNA methylation.
AUGAAGCUGAAGCAACUGGAAGGUCUUCUUGGGAACCUCGACCAAUUCUCCGAUCCAAAGGUGGAGCUGGAACAGUACCCCACGGGUCCGCACAUCGCGUCACGCCUGCUUUACAUGGCUGAAAGUAUGUUUGGAGAUGUAAGUGGCAAGGUUGUGGCAGACUUUGGUUGCGGUUGUGGUACAUUAGGUAUUGCGAGUUCUUUAUUGGGUGCAGAGUAUGUCAUUGGCUUUGAUAUCGAUUCACAUUCUCUGGAAAUUGCUUCUAUAAAUGCUGCAGAAUUAGAGUUAGAUAUAGAUCUCAUUUUGUGUGACAUCAAGAGCUUAGGACUGAAAGGCAAAUUUGUAGAUACUGUUGUGAUGAAUCCUCCCUUUGGGACCCGAAGGAAAGGAGUGGACAUGGAGUUUCUUAGUGUGGCUUUGAAAGUUGCUUCCAGAGCUGUCUAUUCUUUGCACAAGACUACUACCAGGGAGCAUGUUAGAAGAGCAGCUUUACGCGAUUACAAUGCCAAAAGUGCUGAGGUUUUAUGCGAGCUUCGGUUUGACGUGCCACAGCUCUACAAGUUUCACAAAAAGAAAGAAGUUGACAUAGCGGUCGAUCUCUGGCGCUUUGUCCCCUGAACCGGUUGAACAGAUUUAAAGACUACAGAAUCAAAUUCCGAAGAUAUUAUUGAUGCAAGGAAGUAAAAUCCACAAGCUACUUACUGAUCAUAUCAGAAGAGAAUGUUGCUCAAACUGAUCAAUCCAAACCCUAAAGACGAUAUCUGUAAGUUGUUACUUGCUCACUACUCUAAAAACUAUGCAAGAUUUACUAGACCUUGAUAUUAUAAUAUUGACAGACUAUCUUCUUUGUAGAUCAGUCAGAAAAUGAAUUACCUAAGUUUGAUGUUUGACCUAAUUAUGUUUUAAUAAUAUAUAAAUUGCAUUUUCUUUUGUGUA